AUGAUACUGCUAAAUGCAGUAGGCAGCGGAUCUGUGAGAUUAUUUUUUCCACAUUGCUUGUAAUCAUAUAUAUUAACUAAGAACCUCUGGAAACAUCAUCACAUCUGCAAGCUGACACCGGUUUCAUAAGAGAACAUUUACUCUCAUGAAAAAACGACUUUAGAAAUAUUUCUUUGUAAUAUUUGGCAUCCCAAACUUUGACAUCUACACCACAGUUUAAAAUAAAGUUUGAGAAGUGCAACACAAGUUCAUUAAAAUGGCUCCAGCAGUGUGUUUGGCAACUUUAAAGGACAUUUACUUUUUAAAAAUGGUAACAGUGUAGCUAUUUUGCUGCCCUCUGCAGGUACUGAAAGUGCAACUGCACGAAUUACAUUUAGGUUUUCCUAAUUUUCAUUUUAAAUCAUUAUUAUUUGCAUUUAAAAUGUAAAAUAAAAAGUUGUAGACUAGCUAGAUUUAACAUAAAAAAUCCAUGUCUCUUAACACUACAUAACAGAGUCAUUAAGGUCACUGAAUCAAAACCAGUACUUUAGCUUGCCAGUGUGGGUUGAUUCUAUGGGCCACAAACAAGGAGUCAGUCAGCAUUAAUGACUGAGAACCUUCACAGUCAGUCAGCAUUAAUCAUAAACAAAACGGUGAAAUAAAACCAGAUUCUUGUAUCAAAAAAUGUAAAAAGGUUAUUGUCAGAAGUGGGAUUCGAACCCACGCCUCCAGGGGAGACUGCGACCUGAACGCAGCGCCUUAGACCGCUCGGCCAUCCUGACUUAUAAACACAAAUGGCUAGACCAUCUUUUAAAGUCGAUCAUAGCAAUCUGCACACUUAUAAUUGUGUUAUUGUAUAUUGUGCUACUAAAACAACAAUUCAUCCCACUGUGAAGGCGCUGAACUGAAAUCAGAAAUCCUCUCUGUCAUUAGCAGGAAGCUAAAUAUCCAUUACAACAAUUGAAUAUGGCCUCCUUUGCUCCACACAACUUCUCCUGGGUGGAGCCAGGCAAACUGGCUGGACUGGCGAUGCCCAGGAUGCCAUGUGAAUACCGGUAUAUGGUGGACAAUGGCAUCAAGCACCUGGUUUGCCUCUGUGAGAGGAAACCACCCAACCAUGACUCAUGCCCAGAGUUACAGCUUCACCACAUCAAGAUAGUUGACUUUACUCCUCCUUCACCCAAUCAGAUUGAUAGAUUCCUCUCUAUUGUGGAAGAGGGCAACUCCAAGGGUGAGGGUGUGGCAGUUCACUGCAUGCAUGGUCAUGGGAGAACAGGGACAAUGCUGGCCUGCUACCUGGUGAAGACCAGGAAGAUUUCUGGGAUUGACGCGAUCAACGAGAUCCGUAGACUGCGGCAAGGUUCAAUUGAAACUCACGAACAAGAGAAGGCAGUGGUGCAGUUUUAUCAGCGCAUUAAGUAACAUUGAUUAACUGCUUCCACUAAAAGAAGCAGCAAAUAGUUACUGUUAAUAAGAAAAUGAUGUAAGAAGUGCCUUAACUACUCCUAAAUGAACAUUUUAUUACCUAUUAAUAGGAAAAUACAAGAAGGAACAACAGUGCUGAACAAUAUUGUGUUAAAAUUACCCACUUUUUGCCCUUGGGACAUUUGAUUAAUAGAUGCUGUCAUGAUGCUAGGAAAUAAUUACAUUUUUUUUUAAAUUUAAACAUUUUUGUCUUCUGAGCUUUCUGUUUAUGAACUGGACGCCAAGGAAAAAAGACGCUGGCGCUCCUUGAAUGUUAGCUUCUCAGGAGCCGACGCUCUCUUCAUUUUCUCCUCCUGGUUUCUGCAAAUACAACCAUCACAUCAGAGAUACCUGAAUUAUAUCACAUACGGGUGAAACAAAAACAUCCUGUGCUGUUUUAGAAUGUAUUUAUAAAGGGGACUUUACUUUAUAGAUUUAUUUUACUCAGGGAUAUUAUUCCGUUCUAUUUUGCACCACUGUGUGCAGAUGUAUCAUUAAGUCUUCUUGAGAAGAAAUGUGGCAUUAGUAGCUGCCUGUUAAAUUAGAUCAGGGAUGGGGAAUUCCAGGCCUCAAGGGCCGGUGUCCAGCAGGUUUUAGAUAUCACCUGGGUCAACACACCUGAAUCAAACGAUUAGUUCAUUACCAGGCCUCUGGAGAACUUCAUAACACGUUG
Haplochromis burtoni (Burton's mouthbrooder) is the source of this 2116-nucleotide messenger RNA. It is a transcript of the gene dusp23b, whose product is annotated as dual specificity phosphatase 23b. Lineage: Eukaryota; Metazoa; Chordata; Actinopteri; Cichliformes; Cichlidae. The record is from RefSeq and is a predicted model, not a curated record. Bases 946 to 1401 code for a protein of 151 amino acids. Gene Ontology annotation, biological process: protein dephosphorylation; cilium assembly. The transcript is spliced from 3 exons. Gene Ontology annotation, molecular function: protein tyrosine/serine/threonine phosphatase activity.